AUGUCAUUCAGUUUUAAUUUUGAUGUCCAGUCUCAGGGAGAGGAGUGUCCGAAAAGUGAUAUUCAGAAGAAAGAGGAAGAGGCGAAACCGGACAAUACAGCAAAAACUGAAACGAUUUGUGUCCUCAAGACGAAACAAGCUUUGGAACAUAAACCCCCGGUGGACAGCGAAUCGCUCUUUGAGAAUUCAGUUACCGAGACGCUCACCGUAGGGUCCUUACCCCCUCUGCAUUACCUCAACGAGUGUGUAUUUGAAAGGACUGCCGGCGAACGUGAGGAUGAUGAACAGAUAUUGUCUUGGACUAAGGAUCGAAACACCGACCUCAUCUCCGGAGUUUAUGAGGGUGGCCUUAAGAUUUGGGAAUGCACUUAUGACCUCUUAGAGCACAUGGACGAUGAAGGCGAGACAUUCCUGGGGAAAAGCGUACUGGACCUGGGCUGCGGUGCAGGGUUGCUUGGCAUCUUGGCAUUUAGGAGAGGAGCCAGAAGGAUAGACUUCCAAGAUUACAAUAGCACUGUGAUAGAGCAGUUAACAGUGCCAAACGUGCUCCUUAACUGUGAGGAAGACAGUGACGAAGAGGGAAAAAAUGGGAAUCCAUCACCCAAGAAGAGAACCUUGGAUGAAACACAGCCGCUAAGCAUUACACGAUGCAAUUUCUUUUCAGGUGACUGGAGCUCCUUCCUCUCCCUGAUCCUAAGUAAAGAACCAGUUCACAAAUAUGACAUCAUCUUCACAUCUGAAACCAUUUACAACACGGAAUACUAUCCCUCUCUACACAACGUUUUUCAGAAGUUGUUGGCAGACGACGGAAUCGUCUAUUUGGCCAGUAAGUCCCAUUAUUUCGGCGUUGGAGGUGGGCUUCACUUGUUCCAGACUUUUGUGGAACAGAAAGAUGUUUUCCAGAUGAAAUGCUUAAAGGACAUUGAACAAGGACUGAAGAGGCAUGUUGUGUCCUUGAAGUUCAAGAAGACAAAGUCAGAGACAUAGACAUGGAAUUUUGACACAAGUUUAAUCACACUUGUUUUAUUAAAGCGUGAGACAAUGGACC
Molecule: messenger RNA, 1048 nt
Organism: Chanos chanos (milkfish)
Lineage: Eukaryota; Metazoa; Chordata; Actinopteri; Gonorynchiformes; Chanidae
Gene: mettl18
Product: methyltransferase 18, RPL3 N3-histidine
Exons: 2
Coding region: 1-987 (328 amino acids)
Biological process (GO): peptidyl-histidine methylation, to form tele-methylhistidine
Cellular component (GO): nucleus
Molecular function (GO): protein-L-histidine N-tele-methyltransferase activity
Source: RefSeq, a predicted model, not a curated record